Messenger RNA from Macadamia integrifolia, 4160 nucleotides. RefSeq names its product ATP-dependent RNA helicase-like protein DB10. Gene Ontology annotation, molecular function: protein binding; RNA binding; ATP binding. Lineage: Eukaryota; Viridiplantae; Streptophyta; Magnoliopsida; Proteales; Proteaceae. The record is from RefSeq and is a predicted model, not a curated record. Gene Ontology annotation, cellular component: nucleus; cytoplasm; ribonucleoprotein complex. The coding region runs from base 364 to 3621 and encodes 1085 amino acids. The transcript is spliced from 8 exons.
CGUAAGUUUCAGUUUAGAAAGCCUGGCUUUACGACGCAGACGAGUAGACGACUAUCUCUCAGAACCUACUGAGAGGCAGUUGUUUGCUUUCUAUAUUUCAAGUUCGAGGCUUCGAUCGCUGUGAAUCGUCUUCUUUGGUUUUUCCCUAGGUGGCCUUAAUUGCAGAGGUCAGGGAAGAGAGCGUUUUAGGGUUUAUCACUGUCUUGCACUUAGCGUAAAGACCUCGGAAAUAGCUGAACGAAGAUCUCUGCAACAACCCUAAAAAAUCUGGUUUUAACGAGAAUUUGAAGUUUGGGCUAGAGAUCGAAUUCUUCUGUCUAGUGGGUUGAACCUCGGUGUUGUGCGGGUUUAGAACAACUGUGCAUGGCUACUGCCGAGCCAGCUUCAGCUUCUUUGGGCCCUCGAUAUGCACCUGAUGAUCCAACUCUUCCAAUGCCCUGGAAAGGGUUGAUUGAUGGAAGUACUGGCCUUUCAUACUACUGGAAUCCUGAAACUAAUAUCACUCAGUAUGAAAAACCUGCUACAUUACCAUUACAAUUCCCAUCCGGCCCAAUUCCCGCAGCUUCUGUGCCACAGCUAGCUCCAAUACCAAUGUCCCAGACAAUGCAGGGCCAGAAACUGACUCAAGCCACACAACAGCAGGGGCAACAGAUGCUCCAAGUUAAGGAACAGACUGGACAAUUACUGCCAGCGCAGCCGGUCCAACAAUUCAUCCAGACUCAACAGCAGGGUCCUCAAAUGGCACAAGCUGUACAAGAAACGCCACAAUUGAUGCAAACUGAGCAACAUCAAUGUCAGCUUAUGCAACAGCAGUGUAGGCAGCAGAUGUUACAGAUGCCCUAUCAGCAGUUGCCUCCACAGAUGCUGCAGCAAAUGCCUCAACAGCUGAGUCAGGAGACACCGCAAAAUCAAGGGCAGCAAUUUUCACACCAGCAGCUACAGAAAAUACAGUAUCAACAAAGUUCACUUUCACCAGGACUUCAAAUUUCACAACCACGGGCACAACAGAUUGCACAUCAACAUGGACCACAGAUUCUACAGCAGCAGGCACAGCCAAUCCCACAUCGACGGAUGCAGCCAUUCUCUCAUCAUCAAGGGCAGAGAAUGGGGUUUCCUCUUAAAGAGGAAACUGAAUUUCAACGAGGGAAUCAAUUUGCAUUUUUUCCAUCGCAGGUCCAGAACCUGCCUACUGGAUAUUCUGUUCAGGGUCCACAUAUGGGAAUUCAGUCAGCUCAUGCCCAACAAUUUGGUAAUUCUUCUGGCAGUACACAAACUACAUCUUCUUUGGUUCAGAGUCAGCAUGCUGUAACUGAUCAUAUGCACUGGCAACAAGUGGGGCAACAAAUGGGUGGUUCCGUGGAGAAUCAAGUGGGGCCAAUAAUGAUGCAUAGACAACAAUCUGUUGGAACUCCUUAUGGACUGAAAAUGGGGUGUGAAAAUCCUCAUGAAUCUGGUGGAUCUCGUUACGGAUUGAGAACGGGGUAUGAAGAUUCUCAUAGAAGAUCUGGCAAUGAUGUUUACAUUAAUGCCAAUAAGGAAGGGUCAGUGAUGUUUCCUCAGCAACCAAAACUUGCUGCCAUCCCCAUGGAGCAGAAUCAGCAGGAAAUCAGGAUAGAUGCUGUUCCUCCUCAUAAUCCUACCCCUGGUCAUCCUGGGGGAUUGAAUAUAGCAGGCAAUUUAAUGCCUAACUUGUACAAUCAUGAAGCUAGUGCCAGAAUUCCAGCUUUUUCCAACAGUGCAACUAUGAGAUCUCCAAGGAUGCUUAGCUCCUCAGAUAUUGGAAAUCUUUCACCUGUCGAAGCAUACUGUCAACAACAUGAAGUUACUGCAACGGGUGACAAUGUUCCUGCUCCCUUCAUGACCUUUGAAGCAACUGGUUUCCCUCCAGAGAUACUCAAAGAGAUACAUUUUGCUGGCUUCUCUUCUCCAACUCCAAUACAGGCACAGACAUGGCCAAUUGCACUACAGAGUAGAGACAUAGUGGCCAUUGCAAAAACGGGUUCUGGGAAAACCUUGGGCUAUCUCAUUCCUGCCUUUGUUCAUCUGAGGCAAUGCCGAAAUAACCCUCAGAAGGGUCCAAAGGUUUUGGUUCUGGUUCCUACACGUGAGCUUGCAACACAAAUACAAGAUGAGGUUAUCAAGUUUGGUCGUUCUUCUAGGGUCUCUUGCACUUGUUUAUAUGGUGGAGCUCCAAAAGGUCCUCAGCUUAGAGAAUUAGAUAGAGGGGCAGAUAUUGUUGUUGCCACCCCUGGUCGGCUCAAUGAUAUCCUCGAAAUGAAGAAGAUUGACUUUCAUGAAAUAUCUCUCCUUGUUCUUGAUGAGGCAGAUCGAAUGCUUGAUAUGGGCUUUGAACCUCAAAUCCGCCAAAUUGUGAAUGAGAUACCCCCAUGUAGGCAGACUCUCAUGUACACUGCGACCUGGCCAAAGGAGGUCAGGAAAAUAGCAGGAGAUCUACUUGUCAAUCCUGUUCAGGUGAACAUUGGCAGUGUUGAUGAACUUGCAGCAAACAAGGCCAUCACACAGUAUGUGGAAGUAGUCCCACAAAUGGAGAAACAGAGGCGCUUAGAAGAGAUUCUUAAAGCCCAAGAACGUGGGUCGAAGGUCAUAAUCUUCUGCUCAACAAAGAGGUUGUGUGACCAGCUUGCACGGAGCAUUGGCCGCGUUUUUGGUGCUGCUGCAAUUCAUGGAGACAAAUCACAGGGUGAGAGGGACUGGGUUCUCAAUCAGUUCCGGAGUGGGAAGUCUCCAAUACUGGUUGCCACAGAUGUGGCUGCUCGAGGGCUUGACAUUAAGAACAUCAGGGUUGUGGUUAACUAUGAUUUUCCAACGGGAAUAGGAGAUUAUGUCCAUCGAAUUGGAAGAACUGGGAGGGCUGGUGCAACAGGGGUAUCAUACACCUUCUUUUCUGAUCAGGAUUGGAAGUAUGCAGCUGAUCUGAUAAAGGUUUUGGAGGGGGCCAACCAGCGAGUUCCACCUGAAGUGCGAGAGAUGGCUGUACGUGGUGGGCCCAUCGUUGGCAAGGGGCGGAGUGGGAUGAGUCGUUGGGAUUCUGGUGGGCGUUCAGAUUCUGGUGGUCGUGGUGGCUUUGUUGCCCGUGGUGGGCGGAAUGACUUUUUUGGUGGAAGGGGAAAUCAGGGACGGGGAUUUGGUGGGCCUCGUAGAGGGAGGCAUGAACGGGGACCAUGUGAUCGUUAUGGAAGUAUGAAUGGGAGGGGGCGAUAUGAUAAUAGAGGAGCAGAUAGGAAUCGGGGUGGUAGUAAUAGCAGGACUUACAGUCGCAGCCCUGAUUUGGCUCGCACCUGGGAUUAUGACAGAAGCCGAAGCCGGAGCCGGAGCCGGAGCUGGAGCUGGAGCAGGAGCAGGAGUUGGUCCCGUAGUCGCAGCCACAGCAGUAGCAGCAGCCACGAAAGAUAUGAGAGAUCACGUGGACAGAGGGAUGUUGGUCCUAUGGAACCAAUAUAUGUUGCUCCUGAAGAAUCAAGAAUGUCCUCUGGAGCAACACCAGGUGGCCCAUUCUUGGGAGUUGAGCCUGCAAUUCAGCAGCCUGUAGUUGAUAAUACCGGACCUGCUCAUCCUGUGAUGGUGGCAGAGCCAGAUUAUCACCCUGCAGCUGAACCUUAGGGUCUUGCAUGGAAGAAGUUUUAGCAGUUGGUUCUUUUUGGUUCUGCUGGUGGGUGAAGUUGGUCCUUGAACGGAGAACAUCUUGUAUGUGAAGGAGUUGUCAUAGAUCAUUUUGACUCUAUCCUUAUAUCUAAGGAACUGCUGCAGCAACCAUCAAUGUUGCUCCCAGAAGUGUCUGGUGCAUUUUAGUUUGCAUUCUUUGAGAGGAAGGGAUUAGUCUCUGUAUUUGGUGUCAUUUGAAGCAGGAAAGAUUUGGGAUAUUGAAGAGCCAUUAUUGAAGGAUGGCGAUGGGGAAGGUGGAAGAGGGGCUUUUUUGGCCUUUUUUUGGUCUUGGAAAUCUAAAAUUUAGCAUUCCCUUUGAGUUUAAUGACAUAGAUGGAAGAUUUUUUUUUUUUAGUGAACAUAGGUUGAAGGCUUUAAUGUACCUAUAUUUAACCAAGUCAAGUGGAAUGGAUCUCAAAUUUCACAAAAGCUUACUGUAUUGCGGAUGAUGAUUUAGUAUCCUUAAGAAAUGAGGUGAUAGUGUAUGUUUGGAUCUA